This is a messenger RNA of Trichogramma pretiosum, 5436 nucleotides long. It is a transcript of the gene POSH, whose product is annotated as SH3 domain-containing RING finger protein 3. NCBI's taxonomy places the organism in Eukaryota, Metazoa, Arthropoda, Insecta, Hymenoptera, Trichogrammatidae. The record is from RefSeq and is a predicted model, not a curated record. Gene Ontology annotation, molecular function: metal ion binding; protein binding. Bases 180 to 2846 code for a protein of 888 amino acids. The transcript has 12 exons.
UUUAUCUGUCAGUGCUGUUUACCUAAUCCACAGAGAGCGUUUAUCUAAUCAGCGGAGUCGCGAGGGUACUCUUUGACCUGCAUUUUGCUCUAAUUGUUUUAUUCAGUCUUAUCAAUUGUUUUGUUUGAGAACGGUAGAAGAUAUUGAAUUAACGUUUUACAACAGAAACUGACCAAACCAUGGAUGAGUGUACGCUGAAUGAUUUACUGGAGUGCUCCAUAUGCUUGGAUCGCCUGGACACUUCCAGUAAAGUCUUGCCAUGUCAACAUACUUUUUGUAAAAAAUGUCUUGAAGAAAUCGUAACUGCUCAGAGAGAAUUGAGGUGUCCAGAAUGUAGAGUUCUUGUCAAUGUUAAGGUGGAAGAUCUACCACCCAAUGUUCUCUUGAUGAGAAUUCUGGAGGGCAUGAGAAAUGCCAUUCCCAAAGUCAACAAAACUUUACACAGAAGUAACAAUGUACCACAGAGAUUACAGGGUGGACAUCAAGUUUCUCCAACAAGCCCUACAGUCACGCCAAACACACCGCUUGUCAUUGUAUCAUCCGAGUCUACUACACCACAAGCUGCUAAACAAAUCAAUCAUCAUAACAGGCCCUAUGGUCGAGCCAUAUAUGAUUAUGUCUCCAAAGUAGCAGGAGAUUUAAGUUUCAAAAAAGGUGACAUUGUCAUCUUAAGGAAAAAGAUUGAUAAUAAUUGGUACUUUGGUGAAUGUGGCCCAAACCAUGGCGUUUUUCCUCUUUCAUACGUUCAAGUAAUGACUCCCUUACCUCCACAUGUUCCUCAAUGUAAAGCUCUCUAUGAUUUUCGAAUGAAUAAUGACGAAGAAGAUGGCUGUCUUACUUUUAAUAAGGGAGAAAUUAUUAGCGUAAUAAGAAGAGUUGAUGAAAAUUGGGCAGAAGGAAAAUUGUUGGAUCGGAUAGGAAUAUUUCCAUUGGCAUUUGUAGAAAUGAACAGUGUUGCCAGAGCUUUGAUGAAGCUAUCUACAAAUGUUCAACCUGGGCCAUCUAGGGUAGCUCCACCCACUCCAACCAAUGAGGAAACGACUCCUUUGAUACCUACCGACCAUUCGCGUACAGUUCAAGCAUCGGUCCAGCCGAGACAAAUUGUUGCUUCGGCGCCAGCUUUGCCAAUAUCGGAAUUGGGCUCGAACGUAUCCUCGGGCGACAGCUCGACGACGACUUCCUCACCGAUCAUGACUAGUACGAGUUCGAGCAAUUCCAGCACGACGCCGUCGAGCCCCUGCAGUCCGGCUGUAUCGCCACCUACGGUGGCCAAUCGACACAGUACGAAGCGUCACAGUUUCACGGGAAUUAAUAAUUCGCAUCAAGUCAAUCCCCAGCACCGUCAUAGCGCGGAAAUUCUCAGUAUGCCGGACGAUGAAGCUGCUGCCGCUGGAAAUAAUUCGGCCUCGGCUGUCACGGAAAAUUCUGGUUACGAGCAAAUUGAACCACCGGCACCGCGUCAUAAGCGUAGCGGAAGUAGCGAUCUUGUACUUUCAUCGUCGACAUCGAUGACGAGUAGCGCUCCAGCAGCUAUUGCCGCUGGCUUAAAUUUACCUGCACCUUACAUCGCCAUUUAUCCCUAUAAACCUCAAAAAGCCGACGAGCUUGAGUUGCGCAAAGGUGGUAUUUACGUGGUUACCGAACGUUGUCAAGACGGCUGGUUCAAAGGUACUUCGAAUCGUACUCAAAAAUGCGGAGUCUUUCCCGGUAACUACGUUGCACCCGCAAAGUGUCAACGUUUGGUAUGUCGAUUACCAGGUGGAGCAGCAGCAGCAGCAGCGAGUGGAGGAGCUUCGCCAUCUAGUACCGGUGCCGAGAGUAAAAAGUACCCAAAAGCUCAAGCACCUGUGAAAUCGCCGCCUCCGGAAUUGCCGCCGCGAGCUCUCAGUCCAGCUCCGGUGCCGUGGCCUCCUCGUCAACUGAAGUCACUGAACCCACUUAAAUCAAUGGAACAGAGCCCACAAGCGGUUGCGUCUGCUCCUUCGCCGUCCGUAGCUGCUAUUGCCAGAAGCGUUAUGCCAACGAUGUUUACUUCUCCAGGUAAAUCAGUAAAUAGUACUGCCAGUGGAGCAACAACUACUACAACGACUCCAGCGCGUGACUCCGGCAAAAGUCCCAAAAAUGUGGCCCAAUCGCCUUCAGCUUCGGCAGCGACGUCCGCUGUGGCAUCCACAUCAGCACCACCAGUAACGCCAAAAUCAACCGAAAAAGUCAAAGAGAAAAAAGAAAAAGGAGUUUCGCUGAUGCGUCGAUUGACGAAUAUAAAAAAGUCGAAGUCUCCGCCGCCGUCAACGUAUUCAAUGGAUAACCCGGUUUUCGACGACGGCAAUACAGGCCAAUCGUCUUCGUCAAUCAACCCAAUUCACAUUCGCUCAGGUUCGUGUCCGAGCCAAUUGCUGGAAGCAGGCGCUAUAACGCAAGAUUUGAAUACAUCCGCCGGCGCUGGUCAUCAUCGCUCGUAUACGGGUCACGCUCACGGCACGACUUCGCAACGACUUAAACACAAGGAAAGGCCCUCUCUGCCUGCUAAUUUUCUGCAAAGAUCAGGCGAACCGGCUGGCCUUGGUGCGACGAUGAGCAGCCAUCACCGUAAAAGUCAUUCAUUGGACGCAGGAUCUUCUGCCAGAAGACCAGCGUUAAGAGAAUUCGGACGAGAGCGAAUCGAGCGAGUUCAUCGAUUUCGUUGCAUCGUACCGUAUCCCCCAAACAGCGAGUUUGAGCUGGAACUGCAGAUUGGCGACAUAAUCUACGUACACAAGAGACGCGACGACGGCUGGUACAAAGGUACUCAGCAGCGAACUGGACGCACCGGACUCUUUCCUGCGAGCUUUGUCGAAGCUUUCUGAGACAGACCUGUGCUCCUCGAAACUUGUAUAUAAAAAAACUCUUCUCGUUAGGGGAAUACCGUAGUCUAACCGAAUUACUAACGUACAUCUGAUACGUUUAUGAUUAGGUUACGUAAAUUUCUUUGUAGGAGAAAUCACGAGCGAUAAUAUUGCAAGCCUUGAGGUAUUGUUCUACCUGAAUUAUUCGAAUGAACUUUGGGUGGAAAGAUAGUAAACCUUAUGUAGAUUUUUUAACUUUAUUAAAAAUUACUGAAACCGAUAUACGAGCCGUAUCAUCGUAUUUUUAGCAAUCACGAAACGAUUUUGAUCAUUGAUCACGAUAAUAAAUCAUCGGUGUUUUAAGCCCUGUAUAGUUUUGUAAACCAAUUUUAAUGAUAAAAUUGCUUGCAACGGAGAAGAAUUUUUUAGAAUAACUGAUAGAGUGCACAGUUGGAUAAAAUGUUGAACGAGAGUAUUAAAGAUUUUGGCAUCGCUAUAUUUAAAGCCGCUUUGGAAGUGAUAUUUUCUUCGCAUACUUUUCUAUGAUAGAAUUUUGUAUUGAAUGUGACGCGAUUUGAUCUCUUUUAUAAGAAUUUGAAAAAUUCAAUUGAUGAUAAUAGUAAAGCUUUUUACUAAAAACUCUUAGCAUUGAUUCUUCUAAAGAAUCAUAUUUUUGCUAAAAUUUAUUUCUUAAAUUUUUUUAUGAAAGAAGAUUGCCAUUUGUAAAUUAGAAUUUGCAUUGAAUAAAAAAAUGAGUCCUAAUACUUAUUUACGUAUUCAGUGAAUAAUAUACGUAAUUAGACCGACCAUGACGUUAGAUCAAAGUACUUGAUUCAUAGUACAAUAGAUUAAUUAGAGAUGAAAGUUGAAAAAAUUAUUAUUUUGAUUUUUGUAUAAUCAUACAUAUCAAUAUUACUUUUGUAAUAUUAGAAUCGAAUUAGAAUUGAUUUACGAUUUAUUCAUUAACGUUGUUAAAAGAGUAAAUUAUAUUGAUUUUCAAAGUGAAAACGAAUGAAAAAGUAUCGGUGAUGCCCAAAUCUUAACUACUUUACUCAGUAUGUUCGCCAUUGCGAUUGCCAAAGUGAGUUUUAAUUAGAUAAAAUAGGCAUACUGUUGUAUGAAAGUUAUGCGAUGUAGCACGUAAAAUACAUUAUAAAUGUAACUAAGUUUAAGAGUACUGACAAAAAUACAGUGCAAUGUGAUAUACGCACAGACCAUGAAUAUUUACAAAUUAUAAAGCUUGAAAGUAUUAUCGAGCGACUAUUGAAUUGAAUAAGUAUUUAAAUGCCAUAAUUGUAAAUGCACAGUUUUAAAAAUCGACAUGCAUAAUGAUUUUAUGCGAAAACAAUUAUUAAGUUCCGUGCAAUUUUCAUACUGCCAUUAUUUGAAUUAAAUUUAUUUUACAAAAGAUUUGUUUUUUGAUUUUUUUUUACAAAAAGAAACCGCAUUGAAAUAUAAAAACAUGGAUUGUACAAUUACAGUAAUUGCAUGCUUUUAUGCAAAUAACGAAUUGUUUCACCAAAACUUUUUAUUGGUGAAAUUUUGACUAUAUUGCCGUGCGAUAAUCUAUAAGAUUACUUUGAUAGUUCUUUAACGCUUUUGAAGCGUAGAAAUUAAUGAAAGUUGACAAUUCAUUGCUAUGCUCUUUCUUUCUACGAAUUAACAUUCAUUGCAUAUACAAUACGAGUGAAUUACUCGCAUUCAAGUGUUGUUUACCAAUUGUAAAGAUAACAUUUAUGAUUGGACUUCCAGUGUUCAUUUUCAGUAUUUUACCAAGUCUUGUGUCGCACAGUUUUUUUUUGUAGAUAUAAUAGUCUUGUGACAUAUUCAAGUAAUAAUCACAGUAUCUUUCUCUUGCACUAUGAAAUAACGUAUUAAUGUAUUAGCGCAUAUGAAAUCUGUAUAUUAACUGGAUAAAGACAAUUUAUCGAGUAUUAUUUAUAAAUUACUUUUGAUCUAUGGAACGAUAAUUAAAGUAGAUAAAUUAUUACGAUUGAUUGUUAUCCAACAAAGUGUUAUUAAUAAUUUGUUGAGUGAAAUUUUCUUUUUAAUAAUUAUCGAAUCUGUUGUAAAAAAUUGCAUCGCUCUGCCAUGAAAGAAAUCGUAAAGUAUUGUUUUAUCUAUUUGACAUAUUACUAAAAGAGUUUAAUUUAUGAUAAUAAGAUUUACAUUGCAAAACUUCUCACCCAAUAGAAUGUAAUGUAGUACAGUCACAUAAUAUUUGUGCGCUUUAAAAUAUUAUUAAAAAAUGUGAUGUUCAUGAUUCAUAGCAUAUGAAUAGUAGUCAAAAUUUCAGCUUUGUAGUUGUUCAACAGUUGUAAAAUAAUAUACAAGUAUUUAUCAGCAUUAUUUUUACUUUAUUUGUCGAAUUAUCAUUAGAUGAUAUUUUUUUAAUUUCAUUUGUUUUAUUUAUAAAAUGUAAGUAAACAUCCAGUGUAUACGUUUUGCGUACGCAUUGGUUAGCGCCAUUUAAUUAAUUUCAAGACUUUUUGCUUCUCAAAGUAAAUGGCAACAUAUUAUAAUCAGUGCCACAAAAUCAAUAGUUUCAUUUGAAGACAAUUACUUGUUUUUUUUUUUAUCAAAACAGCAAUUUAUUUAUAUCGAAUAAUUA